UGGCCUGACCCAGCUCCACCCUCGGUCCGCCCGCACUAGUUUAUCUUGUGACUUCCCUGGCUGCUUUCCCUUCCUAGAUUGCAGAGCUUUCAUACCCACGAUGCGCUUCCUGACCGCCACGAUCCUGCUGCUGGCGCUCGCCGCCGCCAGCCAGGCCGAGCCCCUGCACUUCAAGGACUGCGGCUCUACAGUAGGAGUUAUAAAGGAAGUGAAUGUGAGCCCGUGUCCCACCCAGCCCUGUCUGCUGCACAAAGGCCAGUCCUACAGUGUCAACGUCACCUUUACUAGCAGCACUCAGUCCCAGAACAGCACGGCCUUGGUCCACGGUAUCCUGGCAGGGAUCCCAGUCUCCUUCCCUAUUCCUGAGCCUGACGGUUGUAAGUGUGGAAUCAGCUGCCCCAUCCAGAAAGACAAGGUCUACAGCUAUCUGAAUAAGCUUCCGGUGAAGAGUGAAUACCCCUCUUUAAAACUGGUGGUGGAAUGGAAACUUCAAGAUGACAAAAAGAACAACCUCUUCUGCUGGGAGAUCCCCGUAGAGAUCACAGGCUAGGCUCUUUGACUGCCUGUGUCUGUGUGGGGCCGUGGACUGAGGGAGGAGAAGAAACAGAAGUCAGACCUGAAAUGGAAUCAGUGCCAUAAGAGGAACAGUUUCAAGAAUGCUGUUUUAUGCCUUUCAACCUCCAAAAAAGUACCUGCAACCCUUCUGCUCCUGAGAGCUCAGAGCCAUCAUCCCCGGGAUAGCCUUUGUGGAGGCUUCAGGAGGGAAAAGGGAAACUGGAGAGAUUAGAUUAGUGUUUACUGUUGGCUGAUGGUCGGCAGAUCCCACCAGACAGUACAGGAUGGGGUUGCUUAGGGAUAUCAGAUAACUUGACCCAGGGCUAUUGAUCCACUGUGAAGGAUGGCUUCCCAGAGUCUUCUGGCUGGCCGGGGGUGUUACCUCUCCUGUUUCUAAGUGCCUUCUGAGUCCCGAGCACCUGGCUUGUCAGUCUGAUGAGUCUCCAUGGUACCCUCAGCCCCAGUGCUUCAACAACGACCUGCGCUCUGCGGUGUCCAGAGACCGCCUGAGGGGAGGUCUGCUGCAGACAUUUAGCUCUGAGUGGCUGCUUCCUUGUGGUUAGCUCUUGUUCUUCGGUAGUUUUCAUUAAAGCCAGUACUUGAUUGCA
This is a messenger RNA of Grammomys surdaster, 1163 nucleotides long. RefSeq names its product NPC intracellular cholesterol transporter 2 (gene Npc2). The transcript has 4 exons. Gene Ontology annotation, biological process: intracellular cholesterol transport; cholesterol efflux. Gene Ontology annotation, molecular function: cholesterol binding. NCBI's taxonomy places the organism in Eukaryota, Metazoa, Chordata, Mammalia, Rodentia, Muridae. The coding region runs from base 101 to 550 and encodes 149 amino acids. The record is from RefSeq and is a predicted model, not a curated record.